Messenger RNA from Nerophis lumbriciformis (worm pipefish), 858 nucleotides. The record is from RefSeq and is a predicted model, not a curated record. Lineage: Eukaryota; Metazoa; Chordata; Actinopteri; Syngnathiformes; Syngnathidae.
AUGCCGGCCGCACUCACGGACGCCAGCCAAAUCAUCUGCGAGGUUUGGGCCAGCAACGUUGACGAUGAGAUGAGGAAAAUCCGACACAUUAUCCAGAGCUACAACUACAUCGCCAUGGACACGGAGUUCCCAGGAGUGGUGGUGCGUCCAAUCGGCGAAUUCCGUAGCACGGUGGACUACCAGUACCAGCUGCUGCGCUGCAACGUGGACUUGCUCAAGAUCAUCCAGCUGGGCCUCACCUUCAUGAACCAGGAUGGGGAUUACCCUCACGGCACCACCACCUGGCAGUUCAACUUCAAAUUUAACCUCACAGAAGACAUGUAUUCUCAGGACUCGAUCGACCUUCUGCAGAACUCAGGACUUCAGUUCAAGAAGCACGAGGAGGAAGGCAUCGACACGCUCUACUUCGCCGAGCUGUUGAUGACGUCGGGCCUGGUUCUGUGCGACAACGUCAAGUGGCUCUCGUUCCACAGCGGGUACGACUUUGGUUACUUGGUGAAACUCCUGACGGAUGCUAGGCUGCCUGAAGAAGAACAUGACUUCUUCCAGAUCCUAAACCUCUUCUUUCCUGCCAUCUACGAUGUUAAGUACCUAAUGAAGAGCUGCAAGAACCUCAAGGGCGGCCUACAGGAAGUAGCGGACCAACUCGAGCUGAAACGGAUCGGUCGGCAGCAUCAGGCGGGUUCUGACUCGCUGCUCACCGGCAUGGCCUUCUUCAGGAUGAAAGAGCUCUUCUUCGAGGACAACAUCGACGACGCCAAGUAUUGCGGCCGCUUGUACGGUUUGGGCUCGGGUUCCACGCAACCCCAGAAUGGCAUCUCCAGCUCAGGCCCGGAGGAGAGCAACAACAAGCACUGA